Molecule: messenger RNA, 5657 nt
Organism: Pteropus alecto (black flying fox)
Lineage: Eukaryota; Metazoa; Chordata; Mammalia; Chiroptera; Pteropodidae
Gene: LPIN2
Product: lipin 2
Exons: 19
Coding region: 10-2700 (896 amino acids)
Biological process (GO): cellular response to insulin stimulus; triglyceride biosynthetic process; positive regulation of transcription by RNA polymerase II
Cellular component (GO): cytosol; endoplasmic reticulum membrane; nucleus
Molecular function (GO): phosphatidate phosphatase activity; transcription coactivator activity
Source: RefSeq, a predicted model, not a curated record
UCUCAAACCAUGAAUUAUGUGGGACAGCUGGCUGGGCAGGUGAUCGUCACUGUAAAGGAGCUCUACAAGGGCAUUAACCAAGCCACUUUGUCUGGGUGUAUCGACGUCAUUGUGGUGCGGCAGCAGGAUGGCACCUAUCAGUGUUCGCCUUUUCACGUUCGGUUUGGGAAGCUGGGAGUCCUGAGAUCUAAAGAGAAAGUGAUUGAUAUAGAAAUCAAUGGUGAUGCAGUGGAUCUUCACAUGAAAUUAGGUGACAAUGGAGAAGCUUUCUUUGUGGAGGAGACCGAAGAGGAAUAUGAAAAACUUCCUGCUUACCUUGCCACUUCACCAAUUCCUACUGAAGAUCAGUUCUUUAAAGAUAUUGACACCCUUUUGGCGAAAUCAGGUGGAAAUGAAAGAGCAUCUCAGAGUUCCAACAUAUCACACAUCUUGGAAACAGAGACAGUGUUCACUCCAAGUUCUGUGAAAAAGAAGAAACGAAGGAGAAAGAAAUGCAAACUGGACAGUAAGAAGGAAGAUCAGGCUGCUUCUCCUGCUGCAGAAGAUACCGUGGAUGUGGACCUGAGCUCUGACGAUGACAAGGGGGCCCAGUCAGUGAGAGGAUCUUCAAAUGCUUCCUUAAAGGAAGAAGAAUAUAAGGAGCCUCUGCUCUUCCACUCCGGAGAUCACUACCCCUUAUCUGACGGAGACUGGUCCCCUUUGGACAAUCCCUAUUCCCCAGCAGCGUGUCCUAAGAGUGAUUCAGAGCUGGAGGUAAAACCCGCCGAGAGCCUGCUCAGAUCCGAAUCCCACAUGGAGUGGACGUGGGGCGGGUUUCCAGAGUCCACCAAGAUCAACAAAAGAGAGAGAUCUGACCAUCAUCCUAGGACUGCUACAAUUACACCAUCAGAAAAUACCCAUUUUCGGGUAAUUCCCAGUGAGGACAACCUCAUAAGUGAAGUUGAGAAGGAUGCUGCCAUGGGAGAAAUGGUCUGCACCAUAGUGAAACCAAAACCCAGAGCCUUGUGUAAGCAGAUGAGCGAUGCAACUUCUGCUGCAGAUCUUCUCGAGCCUCCCUUUGAGCCGCCUCACAUUUCAUCUAUGUUAGAUACAGACUACCUUCCUAACCCAUCGUUAGUGGAGGCUCCCUCAGACUCAAAACCAGCAGCUAAAGUAGAUUCGCCAUCAAAGAAAAAAGGUGUCCACAAGAGAAGCCAGCACCAGGGACCUGAUGAUAUUUACCUAGAUGACUUAAAGGCUCUAGAACCUGAAGUUGCAGCUCUUUAUUUCCCUAAAAGCGAAUUGGACCCUACUUCCAGGCAGUGGCCUGAGUCUGAUACACUCUCUGGCUCCCAGUCCCCACAGUCUGUGGGAAGUGCAGCUGCUGAUAGCGGCACUGAGUGCCUCUCGGAUUCUGCCAUGGACUUGCCCGAUGUCACCCUCUCCCUUUGUGGGGGCCUCAGUGAGAACGGAGAAAUUUCUAAAGAAAAAUUCAUGGAGCAUAUCAUUACUUAUCAUGAAUUUGCAGAGAACCCUGGACUUAUAGACAAUCCUAACCUUGUAAUACGGAUAUAUAACCGUUACUAUAAUUGGGCUUUGGCUGCUCCCAUGAUUCUUAGCUUGCAAGUAUUCCAGAAGAGUUUGCCUAAGGCCACAGUUGAGUCCUGGGUCAAAGAUAAGAUGCCAAAGAAAUCUGGUCGCUGGUGGUUUUGGCGUAAGAGAGAAAGCAUGACCAAACAGCUGCCAGAGGCCAAAGAAGGGAAAUCCGAGGUGCCACCGACCUGUGACCUACCAUCAAGUGCAAAGGAGCCAGCCAGUGGCAGGCCAAUUGAGGAUGACUCAUCCAGUGACGAGGGGUCACAGGAGCUCGAAGAAUCAAUCAAAGUGGACGCUGUCCACAUGGAGCCCCCGAGCCACAGCAGCACAACCUCAUAUAAGAAAUCUCUUCGCCUUUCCUCAGACCAGAUCGCAAAACUGAAGCUCCAAGAUGGCCCAAAUGAUGUCGUGUUUAGUAUUACAACCCAGUAUCAAGGUACCUGCCGCUGUGCAGGGACCAUUUACCUGUGGAACUGGAAUGACAAGAUCGUCAUUUCUGACAUUGACGGGACAAUAACCAAGUCUGAUGCUUUGGGACAGAUUCUUCCACAGUUGGGUAAAGACUGGACUCAUCAGGGUAUCGCAAAGCUCUACCACUCCAUCAAUGAGAACGGCUACAAGUUUCUGUACUGCUCUGCCCGUGCCAUCGGCAUGGCUGACAUGACCCGUGGCUACCUGCACUGGGUCAAUGACAAGGGCACAAUCUUGCCCCGGGGCCCUCUGAUGUUGUCCCCUAGCAGCUUGUUCUCCGCCUUCCACAGGGAAGUGAUAGAAAAGAAACCAGAGAAAUUCAAAAUUGAGUGUCUCAAUGACAUCAGGAAUCUGUUUGCACCAUCUAAGCAGCCCUUCUAUGCUGCCUUUGGAAACCGUCCAAAUGAUGUCUAUGCUUAUACACAAGUUGGAGUUCCAGACUGUAGAAUAUUCACCGUGAACCCCAAGGGUGAAUUAAUACAAGAAAGGACCAAAGGAAACAAGUCCUCGUAUCACAGACUGAGCGAGCUCGUGGAGCACGUGUUCCCACUUCUCAAUAAGGAACAGAAUUCUGCCUUUCCAUGCCCAGAGUUCAGCUCCUUCUGCUACUGGCGAGACCCAAUCCCCAAAGUAGACCUGGAUGACCUGGCCUGAGGCAGCACCUCCAGGGGAGGUCCUCAGUCGCUCGUUUUGCAACAAGGGAAGGUGACCUGCACUUCUGCUGGACAGAGAGCACUGGGCUCCCCUCCCAGCCACUUGUGCGGGAUAAGACCCGUAUUGACAGCUGGGCAGCAGCAGGGACCAGGAGAGCUCCUGGAGCUGGAACUGCCAUCUCCUUCACCCUCCCGGGCUUAGCCCGGUUGCAACUUCGUGCCCCAGCGGAAGAAGUAAGGGGAGGUCAGACCUGAGACUGGAGACCUGGGCUCCUGUCAUUGGUCGACCCUCACACACGCUCCGUGUGGAGUUGUGUGCUGGGUGCUCCUUUAAUCGCAUAAUUUAAAAGGAAGAAAGAAGCUAAAUAAGAGUGGACCAAAAUAUUGCACAAAGUAAAGUAUUAUCAUUUCUACUGGGCAGUUGAAAGUGUUCUCUCUAAAACCAGGGCUUUCUUCAGGGUAUCAGGGUCCACCGAACUGCUACAGAGCCAGGUCGUGAUGUUGGUUCAGCCAUCCAUACACAUUUCUUCUUUGUGCUCCUCCUUCCCUGCUGCACUGAACUGGAACAGCCGCUGGGCGGAGGCCUAGGCCACGCAUCCCAUCCCCACAGACGGGGGCUUCUGGAGAAAAGCCCCUCAGAUCAUCACCUUCUCAUCUGACUGCUCCAUGAUGGGAGACCCAUAAGUUAUGUCUUGGACUAGCCAGAAGAAACAGUUUUGCGGGAUAUGUUUGAUGUUUGUAAGAACUAACAGUGGGAAUUGGUUAAACAGCAAAGAACAGCUCUGCUUUCAGGGAGGCCUUGGAAGUGCAGGUGUGUAUACUUGUGCUGGCUCUGGGAAGGGCCUUGUUCUCCGCCCUUCUGCUGGCAGCUCAGUUUCCUGGCCUGGUUAUAAUGUGCUCAUGUCAGAGUCUGAGCAGACACAUCAGGUUCUGUCCCAUAAACCCUUCCAGAGCUGGGAGACCCUGGAGCUAUCAGGCUAGGUGUUAGAAUCAAGAGAAUUGUUAGGUGGCUUUCAGGGGACCAAAAAUGACCAAACAUAGGUCUGUUGGUAAGAAGGCAGUGAGCCAGGUUCCAGAGCAGAGAGACAGCUGCGGGUCUAGGCACCACCCCGCUCGGGAUGGUUUCCAUUUCCGGCUCUGCUUUUCCCUGUACUCGUAUUGGGGGCUUUCCUCCUUUUAGUGUGCUCCACCCAAAAUAACACUAAUGUAAAUAUGGAGAAAUGGGAGUGGUUAUUUUUCCAGAUUGGAGAGUUGAAAGGCCCUGACUUAGCCGUUUUCCUAGUGCUGUUGGAUGCAGAGACCAUGGUGAAGUCCUCAAACACGGUCUCAGUGGCAGAACCUGGAGGCGUAUGUUCCCAGAGGGGGAGUGACAUACACUUCCUCCAGUGCAAACCUUCCCGCCUUAAGUAGGUCAGGGACUAGUUUAAAGAGUUUAUUUAUGUACAGUAGGUAGGGAAACUAUAGAUUAUGUUUAUGUGAAGUUCUGCCCAGGUAUUGAAUUCAGUCCCUAGUAUGGUGUCCAUGCGGUUACUUCACCUCAUAGGUGCUGUCGGUGUCCUCGACCGUGUUUGCUUUAGAAGAACAUGAGCUUCAUGCGUUUAACCAGCUUAGUUGGGCCUCUGCAUAUGUGCCGGAUGGAAAACCUUAAUAUACACUUUCUGUAUUCCUUUAUAAGUUGUUCUUUAAAGGGUUUUUGACUAGACAGUUUCUUUGUCUCUGGACUCAUGGACCUUCUUAGCAGGUCCAACCUGGGAAUCCAGGUCUGCUGGGCCUGCACUGAGGGCAGCCAGUCCCUCUGUCCCAGUGGUCCUAAGUGCUAGACUGUCAUUCCAUUGCUGCAGAUUGAUCCAAUGGGCACACUAAUUACGAGUCUUUUUCCUUAAAGGAGUCCCUCUUGCUGAAAAGUAGAUGAUUACUAUUACUGUAGUGUUACGAAAGUAUUGUUUGUGCUGAAAAUCCAUUGCCAUUUGGUACAAAUGACAUGUGUUCUUUCUGUGAAAGAGAGAUGCCCUUGAGUGUGUUUGUACACAGGUCCUUACGAUAGUGAGUAAAUGAAGACACAUUAGCUGCAUGCUGCUCUCAGAACAGUGUCACGGGGAGAUUGCAGGCAGAUUGAGCCCUUCUGAGUCAUCCUCUUGGUUGCUUCACUGCUGAAAUGGCCAUGGCCCCUUUCCCAUUUCCCAGCUCAACCUGACUUUCAUAUCUGAAGCUUGUGCACCCUUGGCAUGGACAUCUUACCAGGCAUUAGGAAGUGUACGUGUGGGCCCGAGCAUGCCCACGUAGCUCUGUGUAUGAGUACUGUGUUUGCUCUGCUUAAAAGCAUCUGCAUAGUUUUCAACUGGAAAAAGGAAAAGCUUACUACUAUGAUGUCCUAAAAUGAAAGCUGCUAACAGUCACAGGUAGAAUGGCUGGAGAAUCGCAGCUAGUCAGUGGCUGGAAGUACUUGUGCCCUGUAAGAUGGCGCAUGGCCUUCCACACGGUUCUUGAAGGUGCAGACAAGACCUUUUAAAAAUAGGUAAGUAAACUUUCUCCUUUUUUGCAAGUUGGUGAAAACAGACUUUUCCAGGGAUUUUUAACAUCUUUUCAAUAUCAUUUACUCUGGGAAGUCUUGUUUUCCCCUGUUUUAGAGCAUGCUGGGUUUAAUAAAGCUAGUUUAAAGUUGAGUUUUUAAAGUAAGUGCUCUUUCCAGGUGAAAACUUUUUUGGUUUGUUUUAAAAGUAAGAAAAGGAGAGGGAAACUUUGUUCUUUUAAUUUAAUAAUUACAGUCUAUGAUGAAGUAUUUGAUUAUUAGAUAGCGGUGCCACUAAUAAGUUUUAAGUUGUCAAAAAUUAAUUGUAAACAUCAGUCCAGUACUCUUAGUUAUGGCAAAGACAGUUGUCUUAAGAUAUGGCUCAUAUUUUGGUGCAGUGUUUGAUGUUCAAAACAAAAUGUUACAACAAUAAACAAACAUAAACCGAA